AACACUUUACUCCCAAUUUCUCUUCAUACGUUCUCCCACUAUUACCUUUUUCCUUUUUUUUCUCCCCACAUCUCUCCUCCACUCCGCCCUCAUCGUCUCGACAUGGUCACCGAUCUCGCCGGCUCCGGCGACGCCUCCCACUCUCCGCCCCCGGCGGCGGCGGCGCCGCCUCUCUCCCCGGCGGCGAUCGCCGCCGACGUGAGCCCGUGGAUCGAGCGCGCCGCCGCGCGCGCCCUCGAUCUCAAGGAAACCCUAGACGCCGCCGUGGGCUCCGCCGUGGGGGCCGCCGCCACCGCCGCCUCCACCGCCGCGUCGUUCUCUGCCCACUACGUCGAAGAGUCCAAGGAGAUCAUGGAGUCCGUUAAGGCCAUGUAUGAGUUUCAUGAAGAAAUGGCUUUUGCGAAGAUCAAAGAGGGUGUCCUCCUUGCGGCGUCAAAUCCGGGCCUCUCUUCUGGGAUAGCUGCUGGAUUGGGGCUCAUCUUCUUCAGAAGACCAAGGAACUUUCUUAUUCAAAAUGCAAGGCGGCUCUUUGUGAGUGAAGAGGUCCUGCUCUCUAGUGCUAAAACCAAGGUGAAUGGGUUGCGACAGUCUGUCAAUCUUGUGACUAAUGAAAGAAUAAAGUUGAUGGAGAGGGCAUCAAAUGCAGAGAAGGAAUUUCAAAAAGGACGAACGGAUCUUAUGAUGGAAGGUCGUGCUAUCGAAAGGGAAUUGCGUUAUGUAAGAAAUAUUGAAAAACAAGCAAUGGGCCUGAAGGUUGCUCUUAAUGAACUCCCAAGAACACAAGCAUCUCCACUUCGAGCACGGGCUUCUGAGCUGGUUUCUCAGGUCAAGAAAGAGAAAGCAGCUCUCAACGGUGCCCUCACGAAGAUUAUUAAUUACGGAAUUCCUGUCUGAUUUCAUUGGGAUCCCAUUAUAAUCAUCCAUAGUAUUUUUUUUGGAUGAAUGGAGAAUCAUCUCGAGGAAAAAGGUUUUGUUGUGAAACAAGCAAAUGAACAACAAUUCAUUCUUGAUAGAUCGCGUACACACAUAAUUUUUCUUCUUGUAUUUUAUAAGCUACAGUCCCUGUGCUUCUGGGAAAGAAAGCUUAAAUAAAUGAUAACCAAAUGAAUUGAUGCAUCUGAGAUACUUGUUUACCUUACGUUUCCAAUUUCAUCGCGCUCGGCUUACUCCCACCAUAUCUGUGGUGCAGUGUAGAAAUUCCUGCACUUGCCUUUUUUUUUUAUGAAACAUGUAGUUAAUUAUAAUGGAGGGCUAUAUUAUGCUCUUAUCUUUGAUUGUUUGCUCCAGUUUGGAUGAGAUGCAUCUAAAUUGGUUCACUUUUACCAUUCUGAUCGAAAAUAUCAUUCUGGGCUC
Messenger RNA from Ananas comosus (pineapple), 1353 nucleotides. RefSeq lists its product as uncharacterized. Lineage: Eukaryota; Viridiplantae; Streptophyta; Magnoliopsida; Poales; Bromeliaceae. The record is from RefSeq and is a predicted model, not a curated record. The coding region runs from base 103 to 894 and encodes 263 amino acids. The transcript has 10 exons.